AUGUACUUUGUUGACUCCGGACUGGCAAACGAUAACAUAGCUCGGGACAAAUUGUGGUCGACCCUUGAGGAAUUUGGAAUCUCCAAAAAACUUAUUCAUCUCAUAAAAGAGUAUAAUGUGCAAACAGUGAGCAAAUUUAAGUUUGGCAACGGAACUUCACAGAAUUUCGAGGUUAAAACCGGCCUUAAACAGAGUGAUGCGUUGUUACCAAUACUUUUUAAUUUAGCACUUACGAAGGUAAUCAGGUCAAUGCCGAUGCAACAAGGCAUGGAAAUUUUGUCCAAUAGUACUCAUCUUAUUUAUGCUGAUGAUUCAGUUAUAAUAGGCAAUACGUGACAAGAAAUAGCGACAAGAACUAAUGAUUUUAUUAAAGCAGCGAAUGAUGAUUUAGGAAAACUGUUCAGAUCAAAACUUUUCUCUAGACAAUCAAAGGAAUGCCUAAAAUCAAAUUUCAUACGACUAGUUUUAACAUACGCGUGUGAAAAAUGGCUUGUUUUGAAAGAAGGAUUUACGGACUUAUCUUGGAAAAUGAAGUUUAUAGAAGAAGAAACAAUAGGAAAUUGCAGCCAAUCUACCAAAACCCAAGUAUCAAUGCGUAUCUUAUAAGUAAGCAAAUUGAGUUGGCAGGCCAUGUAUAGAGGUCAAAUGGUAUUUUAAGGGAGGUCCUGGAAAGAAAGAUGAAUAGGAAAAGAUCCAGGGGUUACCCUAGGCAGUGCUGAGCAGACAGGGUCAAUGAUGAUCUAAUCAAGUGCACUCAAGGUGUGACAAUAGCAGACAGCAUUCUAUAAUUCUAUUGAAAGGGUAUUGCUUUUACUAAGAUUACUUCAGUGUUAAGAUAAAAUGUAUUUAUAGACCGGGUAUUACGAGUAGGGGUAAUGGCAGGAGAAACGAUUUAGGAGCUCAGGACAAUCAAUUUUUCCUGUGAACAGCUUAUACGCAAAGUAUAAAUCUAAUCGCAAACGGCGUUGUUCAAGUGCUAUGAGAGAAAGAAACGACAAUAUUGGGGUGUUUGAAGAAUGCGGUUCUCUGGUUAUUGAACAUUUAAAUGAGAGGAACUGAAGAACUUUUGCUGAAUUUUUCAAUUUUAAAUUUAUAACCCGAUUUGUAAGGAGACCAUAUUUUUGAGCCGUGUUCGAAAAUAGAACAUAACAAACAGCAGUAAAUGGACUUUAAAGCUAAUAAAUCAUUAAAAUCAGCACAUUUUCAACGAAUAAAACCAAGGAUUUUGUUUGAUUUGUUUACAAUGUCGUUAAUAUGACAUUUUAAUUUAACUUUUGGAUCAAAAAAAAUACAAAGAUCUUCGGUAGGCCUCAUAGUGCGAUGCAAUUUUUGAUGAUGUGUUACGGUUUGGCAGUUCAAAAACUGAUCUCAAUUAUUUUACAAAUUCUUUAAAACCUGAGUCUUCAACAAUUUUUAACGGUUAGAAAUACUUUUAUAAAAAGUUUUAAAAGUAAUCGAUUUAAUUAUUUUUUACCAUCUAAUGAUAUUUUUUUAGGUAAAUAACUUGAAACUGUUAAUUGUUUAUGUUUACGGACAUUUUAAGCUAGUAUUGAGGCGAGAGCAUUUGAUGAAGACGAUAUGAAACUUUGCGUAGUUACAUUAGACAGUGGUGUAAAUUCUAUUGGUUUUGAUAGUAAUAUUAUGGAAGAACUUAGUGUGACUAGUGCAUGA
This is a messenger RNA of Cinara cedri, 1671 nucleotides long. The record is from the annotation of a GenBank genome assembly. Lineage: Eukaryota; Metazoa; Arthropoda; Insecta; Hemiptera; Aphididae.